AUGGGUGAUAGCAAUCAAAAUAACGAUAAAGUAGGACCUGAUAUGCCUGAAGUCGAGGUGGACAAGAAAAUAAUUCAAGCAACUUCAGGAUUUGGAUACAACAUCAAUCAUAUAAUCGGAGCUGGGAUUUUUAUAAUUCCCAGCAGUAUAUGGAGGCUAGCACUAUCGCCUGGAUCCGCCUUAAUGUUUUGGAUUGCUGGUGCGCUUAUAAGCUUAUUUGGCUCCAUGAUUUAUGUUGAGUUAGGAGCCAGAUGUCCCGAUGGAUCGGGUGAGCAAAAAUAUCUCGAAGAGGCGUUUGAUAAAAAGGAUAAUAAAAAGAAUAGACAGUUUCCAAUGCGUCUGCUAAAUACUUUUAAAGGAACUUAUGAAAAUGGAGAUGCAUAUAUUGAUUCUCUACCAUCGCGGCUUUUAUCUGUCACUUUUUUAUUAAUUAUCACUAUAUACCAAAUGUACUCUAAUCGAUUAGCAAUCCAAAUUAAUAUGGGGUUUGCCUUAUUUAAAUGCACUGCUCUACUUUUCAUUUCAAUAUAUGGCUUAAUAUGGUCACGAAACAAUGGUGGAAAUCUAUGGACAUUUAAUAAUACACCGUCAGACGAAGCAUACAAGCUGUCUAUUACAGAGUAUAUUGGUCAUUUCGGCGAUGCUAUAAUAAUGGUUCUAUUUUCAUACGAAGAUUUAACUGAAGACUUAAAUUCUCCAGAAGAAAAAUUAAAAGUUCCAAUCAUUUCUAAUUUUUUGAUGAAUGCAGCCUUUAUAACAGUAGUCACACCUCAUUAUGCCAUUAACUCUUUUGAUGUUAUUGCACUUAAUUUUGGACAUACAUUAUGGGGUGAGCCUGGAAGAAGAUUUAUUUCAAUACUUAUCUCACUUUCCGCUUUUGGAUGUGUUGAUUCAAUUGUUUUUAUGGGUUCUCGAGCUAUAGUAUACGCUGCUAAAAAUGGAUUUAUAUCCGAAAGGCUAUCAAAUAAAAAACGGGAUACCCCAUUUUAUGCUUUGCUCUUACAAUUUUAUUUAGCUAUGCUGUUUUAUGGUUUUAGUGCAGUUUGUCUAUUGGUUUUGAAGAAAAGGGAAAAGAGAGGUCAAUUCAAUCAUUUUCAAGUACCUGAAAUUUUAAUUUGGUUUUAUUUGUUAUGUACAGUUCUUAUUGCGGUAGCGCCGAUGUUCCCAAUUCCACCAAGUAUAUACGAACCACUUAGUUACGGAUCCUUUGUGCCAUUCAUUGUCUCAUGGAUCGCUGUAGCAAUAAUU
Molecule: messenger RNA, 1248 nt
Organism: Racocetra persica
Lineage: Eukaryota; Fungi; Glomeromycota; Glomeromycetes; Diversisporales; Gigasporaceae
Source: the annotation of a GenBank genome assembly